AACAGAUCAAGCUUCCCCCUCCUUCUCUCCAUCCAAGGGUUUUCCAAGACAAUGCUCGCUCGCAUUACCGUCGUCUUCGCUGGCCUUGCUGCCGUCACGUCCGCGGCGUGCUCCACCGCCUCGUUCGGCAGCUGCGGCUCUGAUGCUGCUGGUGUGAGCUGCUGCCCGACCAACCAGUACUGCCAGCCGUGGAACACCAACUACUACCAGUGCCUCGACCUCCCCGCCAAGUGCACGCAGCAGUUCCCGAACACGGACUUCUACGGGGACGACAUCCAAACCAUUUACGGCAUUCAACCAGGCGAGUGCUGCACGCGAUGCAGCGAGACAGCGGGCUGCAAGGCCUACACGUUCGUCAACAGCAACCCGGGACAGCCCGCGUGCUACUUGAAGAGCGGAACGGGCACCAAGAAGGCCUCCGUUGGCGCGGUCUCGGGCAUUGUGACGACUUCGGGUCCGACGACACCAACGCCCACGCCCACGCCGACGUCAUCCGCGUGUACGACGGCAGCGUACGGCCCUUGUGGCUCCAGCAACGGAGCUACUUGCUGCCCCAGCGGAUACUACUGCCAGCCAUGGAGCGACAACUACUACCAGUGCAUCCAGCCCCCGACCAAGUGCACCAAGCAGAUCACCGACAAGGAUUACUAUGGAAACGACAUCAAGACAGUUUACGUGAGCCUCCCGUCGCUCUGCUGCGAUGCGUGCGCCAGCACUGCCGGAUGCAAGGCCUACACGUACAUCAACAACAACCCCGGACAGCCUGUGUGCUACUUGAAGAGCGCCGCUGGAACGCCCACCACCAAGGUCGGCGCUGUGUCCGGCACCCUCAACUAAGUUGAGACCACCACCAUCAACAACAACAAGGCGUGCCACACUCGACGUUGGUGAACGCCGAGCCUUUCGUAGUGUUACUGAUCUUUUGCCAAAGCAGCACGACUAAAUGAAUGUACUUACUUUCAAUG
Phytophthora sojae is the source of this 965-nucleotide messenger RNA. Its product is annotated as putative CBEL-like protein. Gene Ontology annotation, molecular function: cellulose binding; protein binding. The transcript has a single exon. The record is from RefSeq and is a predicted model, not a curated record. Gene Ontology annotation, biological process: proteolysis; carbohydrate metabolic process. Bases 52 to 837 code for a protein of 261 amino acids. Lineage: Eukaryota; Oomycota; Peronosporomycetes; Peronosporales; Peronosporaceae. Gene Ontology annotation, cellular component: extracellular region.